Molecule: messenger RNA, 2650 nt
Organism: Hordeum vulgare subsp. vulgare (domesticated barley)
Lineage: Eukaryota; Viridiplantae; Streptophyta; Magnoliopsida; Poales; Poaceae
Product: paired amphipathic helix protein Sin3-like 3
Exons: 16
Coding region: 213-2540 (775 amino acids)
Biological process (GO): negative regulation of transcription by RNA polymerase II
Cellular component (GO): histone deacetylase complex; chromatin
Molecular function (GO): transcription corepressor activity
Source: RefSeq, a predicted model, not a curated record
CGACCCGGUCUGACCCCAAACCCCAACCCCACCCCGCGCCGCGCUCAAACCCCAUUUCUACCUCAUCUUGGCCGCGUCCUCGCCAUCGCCAUCGCCAUCGGAAGCUUCCCUUCCUCCUCGCUCGAUCCCGACCCAGGCCCGUCGCCGUCGGUGUUGCCGUUUGCGUAUUAAUUUGCAGAAGUGAUCGUCAGAGCUAGCAGCAGUGAAAGAAAAUGGUGUCUCCCAAUGAAGCUGACGACGACAAUAUUGGACACAAAAAGGGGAAAAAAGAGCACACGUUGGAGACUAUGCAAUGUUUGCUGUUUGCUAGAGAGAACCUCCCCGGUGACGUGUACCACGAGUUUGUCAAGACCAUGAACGAGAUUGGGAAAAAACGUGCCGACCCUGACAGUGAAAUAAGGAACAUCUGCCCUGAAAACUGCAUAGAGACGGCGUUAAAGCUAUUCCAGGGCUGUGAUACAGUUAAACAGAGCUUCCUGAACUUUACUGAAGGCCGUAGCCCCAUCGAAGGGAAUAGCAAUGUCGAUGCAGAUGUCGAAGCCGUUGUUGUCAAGAACCCCCUGCUACAGAAACCAACGGAUUUUCUUUCCAGAGUGAAGACAUGCCCUUACAUCAGCGACGAUGAUUAUGCCGCUUUUUUGCAAACUAUGCAAGAUUUUUGCAAGGACAGGACCAUGACCCCUCGAGAAGUUUACAGUAAUGUGGAGAGAUGCAUGCGCAACUGUCCCGAGCUGUUGGAAGAGUUUGUAGAUAAUUAUCUCCCUGAAGACCUGAAGGCCUCAGUUAAAGCAAAUGAUAAUCACAGCUUGGAUGGUGUCCAUAUGAAAGAAGGGGACGAGGAAGGCAAGGUUAAACCCUUGCGAGAAUGGACUACCUCAAGAAUUGAUGAAUUGCCCCCAAAAGUGGAACCCAAGGAACUCAAAAGGCAUUGCACUCCUAGCUAUUACCUGCUGCCAGAUAAUUGUAUACCUCUAUUGAGUUACCGGACCAAACUGGGAAGGUCUAUUCUCAACGAUGCUUUGAUUUGUCCUGUAUCUGAGGAGGAAAGCCCUAACCAUAAAACUGCAAAUGAAUAUGAAGCAACAAUGUCGCUUUGCGAAGAAGACAUGUUUGAGAGUGACAUGCUCCUGCAGUGGUUUCGUGUGACUGCGGACUUCAUUGCCAAUCUCCAACAUCGUGUUGGCAGCAAUGUGAAGAUUAGGGAGCAGCUAACUCCUCUACACAGGAGGUGCAUCAUAAGACUAUAUGGUGAGGAAUUUCUUGAAGCUCUGUUGGAUACCAACAAUGCAAGUACUAUUCUCCCUAUUAUACUUUCUCGUUUGAAUCGGAGCAUAGUAGAACUACGGGAUGCACGAUUGCAUUUGCAUAAGACUUGCUCAGAAGUUAUAGCAAAAAAUUACUACAAAUCACUUGAUCGUCGCGGCCCCUCUUUCAAACAAUUGGAUGCGAAGAGAAUGAGCCAGAAAGCUUUGCUGGCUGAAGCCAAGAAAAUCAAUAAAAUGAAGCCAAAGGCUGAAGAUCAAUAUGCUAAUCCUGAUAUACACAAGGACAUAAGCAGUAUAAUCUCAUCUGCAUGCGCUUCUGAAGAGAAGCAGAUGGUGACUUGGACAAAAAUAGUACAUCCAUUUCUUUCUGCUCACUGUGCACGGCCUCCAUCAGAGGAAACCGCAGCUCCUGAAAAAGCUUGUGAACAUUGCGGCACCAGAAAACAUGCUCUCAAUAGCAAUCCUGAUGCUUUCGCUGCCACUAAUCUUCCUCUAUCAUCCAAGAGAGGUGAAUUUCUAAGGAAAAGUGCCCACGACUUUAGCUCUUCACAUGAUGGUUCUGGCGCAGACAUUGAGGAGGGCGAGUUCAUACCCGAUCCAGAAACCAUUGUGUCGGAUGUCAUGCUCGGUGCCAGAAAACCAGUAAGCUGUGAUGUUGCUGCUUCUGUUAGAGAUGGGUUGAGCUCUCGUUGGCGCAUAAUUGAUACUUCCGAACCUAGUACUCGUGACCAUUGGAAUAAACAUGAAAAGAAGCAUGAAUCAAGGCAAACAUCUGCUAAACAGCGUGGUGUGAAAGGAGAUACUUGUUGUUUCCUCGUUGUGCUUCGCAGGCUUUACCAGAUUUUAUAUGACAGACUACAGAAUGCGAGAUAUUUAUGCACCAGUGACAACCUAUAUGCAGAAUUUAAGGAGAAACUCACCAAGCUACUUUAUCGUGCUAUUGAUAAUUCCAAUUUUGAGGACUUCUGCCUGAAAUUUCUUGGGCCAAUGUCUUUUGAACUUUUUACUCUGGAUACAGUGAUAAACCAAGUUAUCAAGCAGCUGUGCAUAAUUUCUUCCAAGGAUCCAGACAACUCGAUCAUUCACUUCCUUGGGAAGUUACAAAGGCCAAUUCUACCCAAUGAAUUGCCGAAGCAUGGUCGAGAGGAGCAAGAGAAAGCUCGUGAUCAUACUGUAAAACUUCCGCGCCAUUUUGAGAGACGGAAAAAACGCAAGUUGGAGAAUGGUGGAACGGAUUCAACUCAGCUUGGAGGAGUGACUGAAACUCAUCAUUGAAUGUUAUACCCUGGUGUAACGUAACAUGCUGGAUUUGAUUAUUUGAAGUAUCGUUACAAUGAAAUUGAGAAACAUUAUGUUGCUUGUUAUAAGAAACUAUCCUUGUCCCA